UCUUCCCCUUUCCCUUCUUCCCCAACCUCCAUUUCUCAUUUCAAUCUUUCUUCUUGAGAUUUUUCUCUUCUUCUCUUUUUCUCCAUUUUCCCAUCUGGGUUCUCCUUCUUUCUCUCAGAUUUGUUUUUUGGUCUUCUUGAUGUUCAUUACUCUGUUCUUGAUGUUUGAAAUUCAUGCAUCAAAUUCUCAGUGAACACAUCCUCCUUUCUGGUUGUAUGAUCAUAAACUCCACAUUCCGUCGUCAUCACCUCGUUCAAUCCUUCUCCGUUGUUUUCCUUUACUUCUUAUACUAUGUUUCAUGAUUUUACCCCAUUUUAAACAAUACCCACAUACCCAAAUUCACUAAUUUCAACAAUCAAUCGAUCUUAUUACUACUCUUUUGUUUUUGUUUUUUUUUUUUUCUUUUUGCUUUGGGAAUUUCCUUCUUAAUGGCUUCCUCUAGCGGAACAUCUUCAACUUCUUCAUCCAUGGAAGAAGGGGAAUUAGCAGCGUUGAUGGAACAGAGAAAAAGAAAGAGAAUGAUUUCGAAUCGGGAAUCGGCCCGGAGAUCCAGAAUGAGGAAGCAAAAACAUUUAGACGAUUUAAUGGCUAUGGUCACUCAACUCAGAAAGGACAAUCAACAAAUAGUCGCUAAUCUCGCCGUCACCACACAGCACUACGCCGCCGUCGAGGCUGAGAAUUCCAUUCUCAAAGCUCAGGCCGCCGAACUCUCUCACCGUUUGCAAUCCUUGAAUGAGAUCCUCGCUUUCUUGAACCCCUCUGAUGGGGUUUUUGAUGACGAUACUUAUGGCUGCUGCAACGGCGGCGACGGCGCUGGUGGCGGUGGAGGGUUUUUUAAUCCUUUGCAAAUGGCUUUUUAUAUGAGCCAGCCUCUUACGGCUUCUUCAGAUGUAUUUCAAGAGUACUGAAAUUUGGGUUUCUCUUUUUUUUUUUCUUCUCUUUCCUAAUGGUAUGAAUUUUCUUGGAAUCCAAACAAGCAGAGAGAAAAAAAGAGAAAAAAAGAGAAAAAAAUUGGUUUAGGGUUUUGAUUUGUCACAAUGAAUAAGAAAUGGGAUAAAAUGUGGGUUAUUUUGGGUCUCAAUCUUUUACUUAAAUUUUAUGUACUAAGAGUAAUUGGACAUGUAAAGUUUUUGGGA
Cucumis melo (muskmelon) is the source of this 1136-nucleotide messenger RNA. Its product is annotated as bZIP transcription factor 11-like. The record is from RefSeq and is a predicted model, not a curated record. Gene Ontology annotation, biological process: positive regulation of DNA-templated transcription. Gene Ontology annotation, molecular function: DNA-binding transcription factor activity; transcription cis-regulatory region binding. The coding region runs from base 429 to 908 and encodes 159 amino acids. Lineage: Eukaryota; Viridiplantae; Streptophyta; Magnoliopsida; Cucurbitales; Cucurbitaceae. Gene Ontology annotation, cellular component: nucleus. The transcript has a single exon.